AUGUCUAAAUAUGGUGUGAAACAUAAUAUUUCCAUAGCAUACCUUCCUCAAACUAACGGUCUUGCUGAGGUAUCUAACAGGGAAAUCAAACAUAUUCUUGAAACAACAGUUCGAAUUAACAAGAAGGAUCGGUCUCUCAAGUUAGAUGAUGCAUUAUGGGCUUACCGCAUAGCUUUCAAGACUUCAAUUGGUACUUCACCAUAUAAAUUGGUGUUUGGGAAGGCUUGUCACUUACCGGUGGAGCUAGAGAAUAAAGCUUAUUGGACUAUCAAAAAGUUAACAUUUGAUCCACAAAAGGUGGGAGAGAAGCGAUUGUUGGAACUUGUUGGGUUGGAAGAGUUUCGUGAUCAAGCUUAUGAGAAUGCCAAGUUGUACAAAGAAAGAACUACUAGAUGGCAUGACAAGAAGAUCAUUCACCAUACAUUUUAUCCUGGACAAAGAGUUUUUCUUUUUAAUUCACGUUUACGCUUGUUUCCAAGUAAACUCAAGACUAGAUGGUUAGGACCAUUUGUGGUGGUAAAAGUUUCUCCUCAUGGAGCUGUGGAAGUGCAAGGGAAGAUGGAUCGAGAUUCAAAGUCAAUGGUCAAAGACUUAAGAAUUAUUGUGGUAAUGAAGAAAGAAAGAUAG
Benincasa hispida (wax gourd) is the source of this 627-nucleotide messenger RNA. Lineage: Eukaryota; Viridiplantae; Streptophyta; Magnoliopsida; Cucurbitales; Cucurbitaceae. The record is from RefSeq and is a predicted model, not a curated record.